AUCCAAUCCUCAUCUGUUCCUCUCUAGAGGAAGGGAGAGAAAAAGAGUGUGUUUUUCACAGGCAAGUUGCCACCAGUCUCUUAGGGGAACGCAUGAAAGGUAGAGUUUGAGAGAACUCAGAGGACAGUCCAUUGGAUUGAGGUGUGCUGAAAAGUGGGGCUUCAGUUAAGAAGAGAAACACUAAUUCUUGGGGAAUAACGGAGAACUGGCACUUUGUGUUGAACAAAAGGUCACCUUGUAUCCAUUCAUUCCCAUCAGUAAUUACAGCCGUCAACUGCUGCCAUGGGUGAAAUGGAGAAGAUGAAAAAGGAGGCUGAAACCCUGAAGACACAGAUUGAGGCAGCACGCAAGGCAGCUCAUGACACAGACUUAUCUGCUGCUGCCUCUGGAGUGGCAGCUACGCCCACCAUACAGCUGAAGACCAGGAAGACACUGAAAGGCCACCUGGCCAAAAUCUAUGCCCUGCACUGGGCCACAGAUAGCAGGCUAAUGGUCAGUGCAUCACAGGAUGGAAAACUCCUUAUUUGGGAUACCCACUCAGGAAACAAGAUUAAUGCGGUUCCUCUGAAGUCCUCAUGGGUGAUGACCUGCGGAUAUUCCCCCUCUGGAAACUUCGUGGCCAGUGGUGGUCUCGACAACAUGUGCACCAUAUACAACUUGAAGACGCCUAUCGUUAAGAUUGUGAAAGAAUUAGACGCACACACGGGUUACCUCUCCUGUGCUCGCUUUCUAAAUGACAAUGAAAUCCUCACUUCCUCCGGUGACACCACCUGUGCUCUGUGGGAUAUAGAGUCUGGCAAGCAGAAGACCAUCUUUCUUAACCAUGUGGGUGACUGUAUGUGUCUGGCUCUAUCCCCUGAUAUGAACAUGUUCAUUUCUGGAGCCUGUGACUCGUUGGCCAAACUGUGGGACAUCAGGGACGGCAAAUGCAAACAGACAUUCCAGGGACACACCAGCGAUGUCAAUGCCAUUGCAUUCUUGAAUAAUGGAAACGCUUUUGUGACUGGCUCAGACGACUGUACCCUCAAGAUGUUUGACAUCCGCUCUGAUCAGGAAGUGAUGUGCUACGAGGAUGGCCAAAUGAACAGUGCUGUGACGUCACUGGCCCUGUCUAUUUCAGGCCGCCUCAUAUUUGCUGGAUAUGACAACUUUAACUGCAACAUCUGGGACUCGCUGAAGGGCGAGAAAGUUGGAGUGCUGUCUGGACAUGACAACAGAGUGAGUUGCACCGGAGUACCAUUGGAUGGCAUUUGUGUGUGCACUGGCUCAUGGGACAGCUUUCUAAAAGUCUGGAACUGAUCUGGUCGAACCACCCCAAAACGGGGAGGAGGAGGGGAAGCAAAUGAAAGAAACAGAAAGGAUAGAGUUGGAGGGGAGAAGUAGAGAGACUAAGAAAGAAGAAAGCCAUGAAAAAGAUCAUGGCACCUGUCAGACAUUAAUGUCACAAAACCCUUUCUCUCCCUGUCUCUCUUUUUCUCCUACAUAUGAAUACUGGGAAAUUAAUGGAGUAAUAGAAAUGUCCUCUCAAACACCAUAAGAUGUAGCAUAUUAACACGAGAAGUGAAAUGUAUUAUCACCUCAUGACCAAGAUCAAAAAUAGCAUAGGCUUAAGCUCAUGUGGGAAAAUGAUAAAUGUUAAAUAUAUUCAUUAAUAUUUUAUUGUACUUGGUAAAACUGAUAGGGUUUUGAAAACAAAUCAUGACUAGGGACAGGAACAGAAUAAUAGAGUAACUGUCAAAUUACAGAAACUUAUAGACUUUAUUACAGACUUCGGUUAGAUGGAAGUAUUUAUGUAUAUAAUAAAUUACAAGAAAACUGCAGAGUUAAUAUACACUGACUUUUAUCACACACAGACAAUGUGCAUGUCUGUCUAAAGCAUGGAUAUGUCUACGAUUUUGAAAUGCAGCUUGUGUGGGCCUUUUGUCUUCACUCAGGUGAACCCAAGGUGUGACACCUAAUAAAACAUUACUCAGUCAAUUACUUUCUUUCAUGUACUUUAACCUCCAGAUCAUGUUUGUUUAUGACUAAAUGCUUCUGCUGCAUAGUCACCUUCAUCCAAUUUCACACCUACAUAGUUAUGUAUUUCUCUUACGUUGCCACAGAGUCUCUUAAAAAAUAAUUGAAAUGGCUGUUGAAAACCUUUCUAAUAAACUUAGAA
This is a messenger RNA of Pangasianodon hypophthalmus (striped catfish), 2158 nucleotides long. RefSeq names its product guanine nucleotide binding protein (G protein), beta polypeptide 3b (gene gnb3b). Gene Ontology annotation, molecular function: signaling receptor complex adaptor activity; protein binding. The record is from RefSeq and is a predicted model, not a curated record. NCBI's taxonomy places the organism in Eukaryota, Metazoa, Chordata, Actinopteri, Siluriformes, Pangasiidae. Gene Ontology annotation, biological process: G protein-coupled receptor signaling pathway. Gene Ontology annotation, cellular component: cytoplasm; heterotrimeric G-protein complex. Bases 283 to 1299 code for a protein of 338 amino acids. The transcript has 9 exons.